Messenger RNA from Anolis sagrei ordinatus, 969 nucleotides. The record is from RefSeq and is a predicted model, not a curated record. NCBI's taxonomy places the organism in Eukaryota, Metazoa, Chordata, Lepidosauria, Squamata, Anolidae.
CCCUGUUACCGUCUAUUGAGAGGGCUUGGAUUGUGCCUCCCUACCUGGCAGAAGUGGGUGGGACAGGGUGGCCUUUGGGGAUCCCUCCCAACUCUUUGAGUCUUUGAUUCUACAAACUCACAUGGUUGCUUGGGUUGCUUUGCAGAGCAUGGAAGUGAAGGGAAGCAGUCUUGCCUGGAAGAAAACCGGGGCCAAUAAGACCGAGACCUGGUGGGGAGGCAUCCGCAGCAACAGCACUUUCCUGCCUUACUACCAGCACUCGCCAGCGGUGGCUGCCAUCUUGGUAGUGGCCUAUCUGCUGGCCUUCCUCUCCUGCAUGGCCGGGAACACCUUGGUUUGCCUGGUGGUGUUGAGGAACCCCCGCAUGCGCACCGUCACCAACCUCUUCAUCCUCAACUUGGCCGUCAGUGACCUGCUGGUGGGCAUCUGUUGCGUCCCGACAACCCUGAUGGACAACCUGAUCACAGGUGGAAGAGAAGAGUCACUUUUUCAUGGAAGUUCUGGAAAAAACAGAGGCAUUGAUAGCUACAGCUUGGGGUGCAUCUACUUUUGAGGGAAUGCAGUUGAACCACCAUGGCCCAAUACUAUGGAAUGAUGGGAGCUGUUGAUAUUACCCAGAUCCUAUUUCACAUCUGUCAGAUAGCCAGCCCAUAAUAAAUCUCUAGUAUCCAAGUCCCAAAUAGUCACUAGAGACAGGAGAUCUCCAUUAUAGUGAGUUUAUUGAUCAGAUAAACUGUGCAGUGAGCUUACACAAAAAGGGAGCCCCAUGCCACACCUCAAUCCAUCUCGAAUCCAGGGAGCAGGGUGAGCUCCCAUCUGUCAGCUCCAGUUUCCCAUGUGGGGACAUGAGAGAAGCCUUCCACAGGGUGGUAAAACAUCUGGGCAUUUUCUGGGCAACAUCGUUACAGAUGGCCAAUUCUCUCACACCAGAAGCAAUUUGCAGUUUCUCAAGUCACUACUGAUAUGGGA